AUGGCUCGUAAUUAUGUCAAAAAGAAACCACCGCCAACAUAUUGUCAAGAAACCUUAAGAGAAGCAGUAGAAGCUGUAAAAUUUAAGCAAAUGACACUCUACAGAGCAUUAAAACAUUACUUCAUUCCAAAAGCAACAUUAUUUAAAAGAGUCAAGGGAUUAAGGGGUGAAAAAAGUACCACUAUGGGUAGGCCAACAGCUUUACCUUUAGAUAUUGAGACCAAAAUUGCUGACUAUAUUAAGACCAUGGAAAAAUGGGGUUUUGGUCUUUCAAAAAAAGAAAUUUUGUUAGCUAUUGGACAAUAUGUGUCAGAAAAUAACAUAAAAACUCCAUUUAAAGAUUCAAUACCGGGAGAUGAUUAUUUUUUAAGUUUCAAGCGCCGAUAUGGACUUUCUCAAAAGAAGCCACAAUUAGUUGAAGUGGCCCGUAAAAAAGGUAUAGAUCCAUUUGUAAUUGCAGAGUACUUUGACUUGGUGAAAGAAAUCACUUCUAAUAUACCUCCUGAGAGGAUUUAUAAUCUAGAUGAAUCCAGUUUCUGUCUAGAUCCUAGUCGUGUAAAAGUAGUAGGUGAAAAAGGAAAAGCCGCUCAUCGAGUUACAGCUGGUCCUGGUAAAGAAAACUUUUCUGUCUUAAUGGGUGGCAAUGCUACAGGAGAAAAAUUACCACCCCUUAUUAUUUUCAAAGGAAAAAAUCUUUGGGAUACAUGGCUAGCAAAAAAAAAAAAAUGACGAGUAUCCAGGAAUUACAUACGGAGCAACAAUAAACGGAUGGAUGGAAACGGAAACAUUUUCUAAUUAUAUUGAACAUACGUUCCUUCCGAAUAUUCCUAAAGAGAGACCCGUUGUUCUGAUCUAUGACGGUCACUCUUCACACACAUCAAUUGUCCUUAUAGAAACUGCUUUAAGGAAAGACAUAAUUAUUUUAAAACUACCGCCACAUACUAGCCAUCUCCUACAGAUAAUGGAUUUGGCUGUGUUCAAGCCUUUAAAACAAAUGUACGAUGAAGCUCUUAUAAAAUGGCAAAGAAGAAAUUACGGUACAAAGUUACUGCAAUCCAUAUUUUCAUCUAUAAUUUCACAAGUAUGGAAGGAGCUAGGUUCAAACCAUAUUAGAAGUGGUUUUAGUAAGGCCGGUAUUUACCCAUUCUGUAAUGCAGUGAUUCCUGUUGAAAAAUUUGAACCUGAGGCUUUCAAAAGAUUUCAAUAUCAUAACUCUAAGAAGGCAUCAUUAGUGAGAAAUAGGAAUGACCCUGGUGAUACCCCUCAACAAGAAGAAAUGUCGGAAAAUACCAGUGGCAGUCAAGCAACACACUUGGUCAGAAGUACUGUGUUACAAUACAAACAGUAUCUUCAAAAUGAUAAUCAGAAUCAUGCAUUAAAAAGGCUUCCUGAAAGAAAUUUCUUCGAAUCUAUUUUACUCGAACAUGUCAAACAAUCCCCAUCAAACCAGCAAAAGCGUAAGAAAAUCUGUUCUGGCGCUGAGAUCAUAACACACACUGACUAUUUAGCAAAAAUGAAGAUACAACAAGACAAAAAGACCGUAAAAUCCAAUAAAACGGAAAGGAAAAGGAUAAAGAAGAAGGAAACACAAUCUGACAGCAGUGAUGAUGACCAAGCUUUCAUUGAGAUGAGAUCAGAUUCCGACGACGAUAUUGAUAUAUUAAGGGUUCCAACCCCUCCCAUCGAAGAAGAGUUACAUCGUGCGGCUAUGCCCGAUGAUUUCGUAUUAAUGAAAUUUCCAGUUAAAGGAGGCUCAAAUUAUAUUUAUUAUGUCGCUAAAAUUUUGCAGUGUUUUGAUACUGAAGUUAAAGUUAGUUGCCUUCGAAAAUGCAUACAAAAUGACGGAAAAUAUUAUUUUCCUAACCUACCAGACAUAUCAGUCGAAUUUAAGUUCCAAAUUGAAUUAGUAUUGCCAAAACCAUUAAGUUUUUCCCAGCUUACAAAAAGGCAAUAAGCUUUAAUUUCGUUUCCUA
This is a messenger RNA of Diabrotica balteata, 1973 nucleotides long. The record is from the annotation of a GenBank genome assembly. NCBI's taxonomy places the organism in Eukaryota, Metazoa, Arthropoda, Insecta, Coleoptera, Chrysomelidae.